AUGGAUUCCGAUACCAACUUCACCCACUCCGCCUCUGAGGGCUAUACGACGCGCAUCAUGGACAUCACCGUCGCCAUGCCUGCGACCCUUCCCACCCUGUCCAUGCUGCUGUCUCUCCUUGCAGGCUACCUCGUCCUGUGCCAUUCUCUCCGCUUCAGACGCAUCAAUAACCUCCAGAAGCGAAUGGGUUACACCGACCGCGCUUCCCUCGCGCGCAUGACCAACAACGAUGCCCAGCUCAUCCUGAAGCACAUGAUUGAGUUUGAGUUCCCCAAGUUCUACACCUUGGCUCUCCAGUUCGCCAUCUUCAAGACCUACGGCUUCGAGACCAUCUCCAAGCUCAUCGUUGCCACCAAGAACCUCGCCGACCCAAAGAAUGCUCAGAAGCGCUACGAGGACACCGUCAUCAUCUUUGGCGAGUUCUCCAUGAACCCCCCGACCUCGGACCGCUGCCUCAAGGCCAUCUCCCGCAUGAACUACCUCCACAGCGGCUACAAGGCCCGCGGCCAGAUCUCCAACGCCGACUUCCUCUACACCCUCGCCGUCUGCGUCACCGAGCCCACCCGCUUCAUGCAGCUCUACGAGUGGCGCUCCCUCACCGACAUGGAGCUUUGCGCCAUCGGAACCCACUGGAAGGCCCUCGGCGACUCCAUGGACAUCCAGUACAAGGGCUACCUCUCCCAGGACUCGUGGGCCGACGGCAUUGAGUUCGCCCGGGACAUCACCGAUUGGGCCAAGCGCUACGAGAUCGACGCCAUGAAGCCUCACAAGAACAACAUCCAGGCCAGCGCCCAGCUCAUGGAGAUGAUGAUCUGGCACGUCCCCAAGUUUGCAAAGUCUUUUGCCCAGGAGGUUCUGACCGUGCUCAUGGGCGACCGCAUCCGCGACACCUUUUGCUUCGCCGAGCCAGGCAUCUACGCCUCCUUCACCGCCUACGCAGCCCUCAUCGCUCGUCGCUUCGUCGUCCGCCACCUCAUGCUCCCUCGCUUCUCCCCCGUCGUCUUCUUCUCUGAGCCCGAUCCCAAGACCGGACGCAUCCAGCACCAUGAGUACCUCGUCCACCCUCACUACAUCCCCGCCACAUUCUGGAACCGUUUUGGCCCGAUGAGCUGGAUCACUCGCAUCCUGGGCGGCACCGUUCCCGGCGCGGAGAAGAUGAUGCCCGAGGGCUACCUCUUUGAGGACCUUGGGCCCAAGGAGAAGAUGGGCAAGGGCGUGGAGGAGCUGGCUGACGGUGUCGAGGACCUCAAGUCUCGCGGCCGCGGUGCUUGCCCUUUCUCUGGUGCUUGUCCCUACUCCGGCUAG
Molecule: messenger RNA, 1305 nt
Organism: Colletotrichum aenigma
Lineage: Eukaryota; Fungi; Ascomycota; Sordariomycetes; Glomerellales; Glomerellaceae
Gene: mpaB-2
Product: Mycophenolic acid synthesis protein B
Exons: 3
Coding region: 1-1305 (434 amino acids)
Molecular function (GO): oxidoreductase activity
Source: RefSeq, a predicted model, not a curated record